This is a messenger RNA of Thlaspi arvense, 3199 nucleotides long. Lineage: Eukaryota; Viridiplantae; Streptophyta; Magnoliopsida; Brassicales; Brassicaceae. The record is from the annotation of a GenBank genome assembly.
AUAAAAUUCGGAAGCACAGCUCCAACCUUCCCAACAAAUCACAUAUUCCAUGUGGCAUCCCGAAAUUUAUUACGAAACGGACAAAAAAAAAAAAAUACUGUCAAUUGUUUACCGCAAAAUCAUCUCUUGUUUAUUUUUCAAUUUUCCUUUGAUAUUUAUUUCUUCUCGUCAAUUUCCUUUUGAAAUUGUGAAACUUUCACGGUCUAAAUCGAGUGGAUCUCUUGCUUUUCUUCCUUCUCCUAUCUUCCAAUCUCGUCUUGCGGCCGACUGAUCUGUUAAAAAAGACAGCGGCAUGUCAACCUUUCUGAUUUGCUGGCAACACCAGCUUUUGUGAAAUGAGUAUUUUACUUUUCUAGAGGAAACUUUUUUGUAGCAAUUUUGCCUUUUUUACAAAUGGAGAAACUGAUCUUAUCGUUGCUUGUGUUAAUUACGUUGACAAGCACCACAACUGUAUCAUCAUCCUUCUCCGUUAGGGUUCCGAUUUGCCCCAAAGGACCAGCGAAAGAUUACAUGUUAGGGUUACGAGACCGGAAUUGUCCUGUAUCCGGCGAUGAAUCAGCCUCGCUUCGUCCUCGUUUUGUUUCCGUCACUGAGGGAGAUGAUUUCUGGUUACAAAUGGCUUCAGAUAUGAUACAUAAGAACAAAUGUGGCUAUGUGGCUUUGCUCUUCUAUGCAUCAUGGUGUCCUUUCUCUAGAUCAUUAAGACCAAGUUUUGAUGUUGUCUCUUUGCUUUAUUCAUCGGUUCCUCACUUUGCAAUCGAAGAAUCAUCAGUUAAGGCAAGUACACUCUCCAAGUAUGGAGUUCAUGGCUUUCCUACUGUCAUCCUUCUGAAUUCAACAAUGCGCGUAACUUAUCGUGGAUCAAGAACUCUAGAUUCUCUUGUUGCGUUCUACAGUGAUGUUACUGGCAUCGAAACGCUGGAUGAAACUUCGGUUGAGAAAAGCAGGUUGCUUCCACAUUUGGCGAAACAAAACAACACAGAUUCAGAAAACUGCCCCGUCUCAUGGGCAAGAAGAAGAUCGCCUGAGAAUCUGCUUGGCCAAGAGACUUAUCUGACUCUUGCCACAUUGUUUGUCUUGUUGAGAUUGCUACAUUUAAUUUCCCCCACAUUGGUUUGGUUAGCGAGAUUAACCUGGGGAGGGGUUACUCAGAACAUGAGACUACAGAACCUCUUGGAGCAUACCGUUGCCUCGUACCUCAAAGAACCUUCCAUGAGUAGCAAUUUGCAAGAAGGAGCCAUGAAUGCUAGAGCGUGGGCUUCAAAAUCUUUGGCCACUGUCUCAAUCGGUGAUUCAAGCACAAGUGUUGCGACUUCACAAUGAGUCAACCGUAACCGUUUUUGUAAUUCCCUUCUUGUAUAAUAAAACACAAGAGUUUCCUCAGACCAAUGAGGGACUUCGAUUCAUAGCUCAGUCUUGUAGCAAAGUGUGAAAUGCUAUCAGAUUACAACAUUGUAGACCACUACUUGAUCUGUCUGUCCUUCUAAUAGGGUGAACCAUGACUUAACGAGAUUUGAUAUAGUGAUACGACAGAAACAGCAGUUACAUGCCGAUCAAGAAACUGCUAUCCUUCAAGAUUAAUCCAUAAUGUCUUUCGUUCCCUUUUUUUUUGUCUCAACAUUGAUUUCAUUAAUCCAACAAAUGUAUGUUACACCGGCGAUUAUCAUCUUCGAUCAGAGGUUGUAACCAAGGUGGAAAACAUCAGAGUUUAACUAAAUGGCACACAAAAGCCAUGUGAUAAUGUCAUGCCCAUCGUUUUGAAUAGCACACAAGAAUGUCCACCUCAUUGCUUCCGCCUCUGUUUCAAAAGUAGAACUGAUCUUGGCCGUGAAACCGUGCUACAACCCGAGCAACUGGUUCGUUUUCCGGGAUCCCGAGUGCCAUCACCAAUGCAUUUUAUAGAAGAUUAUCCAUAAAUGUCUUUCUGCUCAAAGGACUAUCUAUAAUUUUGAGCCAGAAUCAUUCCCCAUCUGAUGCAUAUCUGCAUACUUAUACAGCUUUUCGUUAAACACAACCUGAGGAUCUUUACCGAUCAAAACACCAUUCGCAUCAUAACCAUCCUUCAGAAACACGGUCCAGUUCAUCUCAGUGCCCGCCAAGUAAAAAGCUGUGGGCUGCUUCUUGAGCAUCUGGUAAGUCUGCCUAGUCAAGCUAAACUCGUCCUUGAAUUCGACAAUGUGAUGAAUCGAAGCUCUUUUCUCUAAAGUCAAGCUCAAGAACUCGUGCAAGAUCCCUACUCUGUACUUCUCUGCUUCCAAAGUCCAUACAUCGUGCUUCCAACCAUCUGAAUACGGCGAAACCAACGGUAAUGUGUUCAACUGAUUCAACUUUCCCGAAAUCUUCACUUCCAAUUCAAGUUUUUUACCGUGUUUCACUGGAAACUUAAACGCUCUUUUGGCUUUAUCUUCGUCCACCAUGAAUGUUCUUUCGAGCUCACUCACCGCAAGAUUCUGAUCCCAGUUCACCAAUUCGAGCACCCGGUUCCCGUCUUGACCCGUCACGACCCGGAAAUAAUCCGGGUAUUUCCCGACCCGGUCUCGAAAAUCCUCAGGGACCCCAAAAAUCAAUCGAGUGUGAUGGAUUUUGCUAAGUAAGAUCCGUUUAUCUUUCGUCAUCAUCAACAGCUUUCUCACACGAUUAACUCUAUCUAGCUCCAUCGAAUCCAUUAAAGCUCUCUCUUCAUCUAACAAAUCCUCCAUGAAUUCCGAAAACCCUAACCACAUCUUCCCAUCGGUAUGUCGAUAAGUCUGAAAGAUCAAAGGGUGUUUAGGGAUGUAACGAGUCACCUUACGGCCGCGUAAGAACCCUAGCUCGCGGUAGAGCUUGCCGGCGUCAUCUAAUCGGAGAAUCCGGUCCGGUUGCUUCGUGAUGAACUCUUUCGAUCGUGUUAGGAACCGGAAAUGGGCGUCGCGUGUGACGAGGGAUUCGAAAUGAGGGAUUCGGGUUGAAUCGGGUUGAACGGGUUUGGUUCUGGCGGAUUCUGGUUUCUUCCGCUUCUUUUUGAAUUUAUCUGGCGUUUUUGUGAUGAGGAAGGAGGAGGAGAAAGGUCGAGUUGUGAAAUAAGGGUUUGGAUUUGGCGAAGAAGACGAGGCGGUUUUGGGAAGUGAUCGUAGUAUUGUUUGAUUAUCAGAUUUUAGGGUUCUUGUAAACAGGCGGAGCCAAGCCAUGUCUCUAAAUUAAACCAUGAAUAAUCCACUAG